Hevea brasiliensis (rubber tree) is the source of this 1771-nucleotide messenger RNA. RefSeq names its product bZIP transcription factor 11. Gene Ontology annotation, molecular function: transcription cis-regulatory region binding; DNA-binding transcription factor activity. Gene Ontology annotation, biological process: positive regulation of DNA-templated transcription. Bases 1019 to 1474 code for a protein of 151 amino acids. The record is from RefSeq and is a predicted model, not a curated record. Lineage: Eukaryota; Viridiplantae; Streptophyta; Magnoliopsida; Malpighiales; Euphorbiaceae. Gene Ontology annotation, cellular component: nucleus. The transcript has a single exon.
GAUCUUCAGAUGAAUUUAACAACCCACCACCAUCUUUGAUGUAACAAGAAAUUGUUGGUUCCCAGCUGGAUCUGGACAGUUGUGCAGUCCUCUUCCCCCCCUCUCUCUCUCUCUCUCUCUCUCUAUCUGUAUCUCUCUCCCACCUCACAUGUCCCCAUCAGCUUUUUCCAAGAACUUUUUCUCAGAGGGGUUUUUUUUUUCCCCUUUAUUUUCUCCUUUUCUUAGCUUAGAUUUUUUUUUCUUGCAUGUUUUUGAAAUAAUUUUUUACCAUCAACUUACUGGUCUAGUGGGUCUCUUUUUGCCUAUAAAUCCCACAGCUUCCAUGCUCUAAGCCCUCUUCCCCUUUUCUUUCCUCCCCUCAGCAAAAUUUGGCAUCUUUCUGUGCUAUUUUUUCUUUCUUCAAGAUAUUUUUCUCAAAACUCUUGCUUGAUUUGAACUGAAGCCGUCACCUUCCAUUUAUUUUUCUUUAAUCUUGAUCUUGGAUUUCAAUUUCCUGAUCCAAAAUCAAGUGUCCGCUUCUUUAUCUUUCAUAUAAGUUCUUGAUUUCACUCUGUUGAUUUCUUGCCUUCCAAUCUCAAAAAGUUGCCAAAUCUGGGUUGGUGUUUUUGAGACUGGUUUUAAGCAUAAAUCUGCAGAUUUUGCAUAUCUUUCUUCUGUGGGUUUUUAAAGUUUGUCCUGAUGCUAAAUAUUUUGUUCUUGAUUUUUGAGAUUCAUGUCUCCAAUUCUCAGUGAAAUCUUCCUUUCUGGGUUUAUGAUCAAUUCCACCUAUAGGCGCAGGACCCAUCUUGUUCAAUCGUUCUCAGUUGUUUUCCUCUACUGGUUAUACUACGUUUCAUGAUUUUGGCUCCAAAUCAGAAAUUUAGACUAUAAAUUUAUAUAUUUAUCUUUACUAUUACUACUAUUAUCUGCAUUUUUCUGAGUUUGUUUCUGUUUUGGGUCCUGCUAUAACUCUCUCUUGAUUGCUCUUAUUUUGUUUAAAAAAAAAAAAAAAUUGUGCACUUGUUUUGUUGGCGUUUUCAUGGCUUCCUCCAGUGGAACAUCUUCAGGGUCAAGUUUGAUGCAGAACUCAGGUUCUGAAGAGGCAUUGAUGGAUCAAAGGAAGAGGAAGAGGAUGAUCUCAAAUCGAGAAUCAGCAAGGAGGUCUCGGAUGAGAAAGCAAAAGCAUUUGGAUGAUCUAAUGGCACAAGUGGCUCAGCUGAGUAAGGAGAACCACCAGCUUAUCACAAGCAUCAAUAUCACCACUCAGCAGUACCUGAACGUAGAGGCUGAUAACUCUAUACUCAAUGCUCAAAUUGGUGAGCUUAGCCACAGAUUGCAGUCUUUGAAUGAAAUCAUUUCCUUCCUGAGUGCAAAUAAUGGUCUUUAUGGAGAUUCAAGCACUUUCAAUGAGCCAGCUGAUAGCUUCUUCAACCCACUGAACAUGCCAUAUCUGAAUCAGCCUAUAAUGGCCUCUGCAGAUAUUUUUCAAUACUAGCUAAGACCCAUCUCCAGAUUAUUGCGACUGCUGUGGAUGAAUGGAAAAGAGAGAGAGAGAGAGAGAGUGAGAAGAGAGAGAAAAUCUGCCCUUGUAGCUUUUAAAGCUUAAGAAACGUUACUGGAUAGUGGUUAAAAAUUAAGUAAUAAUAAUAAUAAGGGAUAUGUAGAAGAACCAAGGAUGUGAUUAGUGGUCUGUAAAUGUGGUUUGCUAUAGUAUUAUCAUGGUUCAAGGGCAGUUGAUGAUGUUGUAGUUUUCUGCUGUUAUCAAUUAAUGUAAUGCUUUAUUUUACUCUCA